This is a messenger RNA of Postia placenta MAD-698-R-SB12, 2811 nucleotides long. RefSeq lists its product as hypothetical. NCBI's taxonomy places the organism in Eukaryota, Fungi, Basidiomycota, Agaricomycetes, Polyporales, Adustoporiaceae. The record is from RefSeq and is a predicted model, not a curated record. The transcript has 5 exons. Bases 1 to 2811 code for a protein of 936 amino acids.
AUGGAGGGUGAGCCAUCCUCUAGUGCCUCCAGGGCCAACACACCUGCUAACCGGAGCGAAACGCCGGUCUGCAUCAAGGCUACGCAAAGCGCGUCUUACAUGGAAGGCAACCUCGCUGCAGCUCGCAGAGCUGUGAUGAAAGAUCUUGGGACGACCGCACCGGAGGUCGACGCUGACUUCUUCCAGACAUACCUCCUUCCUCGGCUUCCCGUAGGCGUUGACAUCAACCAGGUAGUCAACGAACUCCACAAAGAAGAUAUCAAAGGAAACCGUUGGGUGGCAUUCCAAAAGGAUCCCAAAAAUGCUGGCGGGAAGGAGAAUGUCUGCUUUAAAUCUCUCGAAACUGUGGCAGCAGCCAUCGAGAAGGUCGCUGCCAAGAUGACAGGCGAGGAACCGCUACUCAAGUUUGUCCAGAACCCGGACGGCGCGCCAAGGUCCAAGAUGAGGACGUCGAAAAGUCGCCCGGAUGGAUUUUUCAUUCGCAAUUCAGGGCCUAAGGGUAGGUUCCGGUGGAUGGACAUCGCGCUUUCCGCUGAAUACAAGAAAGUGGAGAACGUUACAACUAAGGAUGAUCUGUGGCAGGAUGUCCGAAAGGUAAUCUGGAGCAUGCAUCACUGUAUGCGGGAAGAUGCGAGACGUCGGUUCACCUAUGGGCUCACGAUUGAAAAUAGGACGAUGCGGAUGUGGUUCUGCAGCCGUACAGAGCUGCUUGUGAGCACGCCGAUUGAUUUCAUGUCGGAACAUCACAAGGUCGCUCAUUUCUUCGUCGCGAUGAUGUAUGCGGCUGAACAUGAGGCGGGAUGGGAUCCCACAAUGGAAUACGUGCGCAAGAAGGAUGGCUCGGACGACGAGCUUGAGCCAGACAUAGAAGGUAAACCCCGCCUCGACAUCGAUGUCCGAGAUCAGAAUGGAACAGUCGUACGAUAUCGGACGAUAAGAUGGUUAUCGGACGAUGGCGCAAAUGGUCUGCGAGGCAGGGGUACGCGCGUCUGGGAGGUGUGUAUACUAAGUGACGACGGCGAGGAAGGUGUCGAUCGCUUUGCUCUCAAAGAUCAGUACAUCGAUGCCGAUCGACAACGAGAAGGCAUGAUCAUCGAGGAGCUUCGGAAUACGGAAACAGAUAAUGCGACAAGAGACAUUAUCGACCGAUCGCUACUCACUGUGGAACAUCACGGAGAUGUCUACGUGGAAGGCAUGCUCGAUCAUACCCGCAAUCUCAUGACGCGCCGUGGCGAGCCGAACCCCCAUUUUAGCUUCAAACUCCAACAGGUUCCGGAGGACGGUGUUGAAGAGACCACCACAGCCAAGUUGAGCAAACAGACACCGGCAGGCGUGGGCCACUACCAAACUCCGGAAGAGCUGAGGACGCCCCCCGCACAGAAAAACUUUACAUAUCAUGCAAAGGUCCAUUACCGUAUCGUGUUCAAGGAGGUAUGCAAGCCUAUUCAUGAAUACACCUCGCUCAAGGACGUCUUCUACGUGCUCGUGGAUGCUGUGCUUGCACUGGUGGCCUUGCAUGAGCUUGGAUGGGUACAUCGUGACAUCAGCAUAGGUAACCUCCUGGGGUUCAUUCUCAAUGGAGUGCUGCAUUGCAAGCUCUCAGAUCUCGAAUAUGCAAAGCGGAUGGAUGAUCGUUCGGGUCACGAAAUCCGGACUGGCACUAGAUCGUUCAUGUCAGUCGAGGUCUAUAAUCUGAAGUACAGGUUUACCUCAUCAGAAGCAGAGGCGAAAGGGGCCAAUCUACCUCCGAACGUAAUCGAUUCCAACCAAGCGGCUUUAGACUGGUUCGAAUCCUUCCACCGUGGCAGCCCCGUGAACGUCGACGUGCCAAUCAGCAAGGAUGGCCCCAGGGUGCCCUUCCGGUAUAAUCCCCUCAAUGAUAUUGAAUCCCUUUGGUGGGUGGCAAUAUACUUCGUCUUCAACAGAUCGGUGGUCAAGGUCGGUGGCGAACCCCCAUCCAUGGACGCGUCGCAGCGGGGACACUACUUCACUCAGGAAGCGUAUACCAGGGAUUUGAUCGCAACACCGCAUGCAAGAUUUGCAGCCUUGACCGACAAGGAUGACCUGCGGGAGGAAAUCAUCUACUUACACGCCGCUAUACGGGAUAUUGCUCGCCAUCUCAACGAGAUCAGGAAGAAACUAGUCAGCUGUUACAAAGAGGCUGAGAAGAAACCAGGCGUAAUCACUCCCACAAUUGGUCAAGACCUACUUCGCGGCGUCUUCUUACCAUUUUUCGGAAGCAUUGUUGCUAAGAACCUUCGGGAAAAGGACAUUCAAGUCGACAUUCUCCGCAAUGAUCCACGACAAUAUGUCGAGAAUCCGUUAGAGAUCCCGACUCAGGCCGACCGUAAGGACGGCGUUACCGACGACAAUGGUCCCGCUGAUGAUGAUGGCACAGAACACAAUUCAGACGAAGGUGACCAGGGAUCCAGUCUCGCAACUCUAACUCGAGAGGUGAGCGUCGGAGACGUCGCCGCAGAGGCAACUGCCAAAGACGGUGCGCAAGGCGUAAUUGUCGAAGACUCUGAUGCUGGACGAUCCGUCGACAAGGCUACCGGUCCAUCCGCCCCUCAAAUCUCGACAGAGCCCAUUGUCGAAGGACGCUCUACUCGUCCGCAGCGCAAGCGUGCUCCUCCCGUCCGAUAUACGGGGACAGAGUACAAUUUGAAGAAGGGCACGGCGAGCAAGAGCGCAUCAUCGUCAUCAGCUCCGACUACAGCAACGCAGGCUGCGACGGGCCAAUCAAACACUAAGGCGGCGACGAAGUCGAGCACGAAGGCAAAGACGAAGGCGAAGACGAAGACGAAGUAG